This is a messenger RNA of Phaeoacremonium minimum UCRPA7, 378 nucleotides long. RefSeq lists its product as hypothetical. Bases 1 to 378 code for a protein of 125 amino acids. Lineage: Eukaryota; Fungi; Ascomycota; Sordariomycetes; Togniniales; Togniniaceae. The transcript has 2 exons. The record is from RefSeq and is a predicted model, not a curated record.
AUGACGACUCCCGAAGUAUCCCACGGCCGCGGCGGUGCCGGCAACAUCACCCCCGACAACACCCAGUACGUCGACGGUGAGAUUGUCCGCGCCGGCGAGGAGGGCAGCCACGAUGACGGCGCAUUCAGCACCGGACGAGGAGGCGCGGCCAACAUCGGCGACGCACACAAGAAGGGCGGCCCGCGGCUCGACAAGGAGGUGGUCCCCGAGGCCGCGGUCCGGCCGAGCCAGGACAACUCGGACUACCAUGUCGGCCGUGGCGGCGCCGGCAACGAGCACGUCGUUAACAAGGACAAGGCCAAGGAGAAGAAGGACCUCGUCCCCACCGGCCUGGCCGACAAGCUCAAGAACAAGAUCUUCGGCUCCUUCAAGAAAUAA